AUGCAGAACUCUUCUCUUGUUUGUCCUCAGCAGAAUCGUUUCAGUCAUGCAUUACGUCAAGCUAUGCGAACAAGAAUACCCUUUGGUCGUCAAGAGUUUGCGGUUGAGGUUGAUGCUCCGAGGCUCAGGUAUAUCAACAUCAGAGGUGAUCAAUCUUAUAGAUUUGUGGCAAAGAAUCUAAGUUCUUUGUUCAUGGUCGACAUUGAUACCAACUUUUAUGUUGUUCCUGGCACUAGUUUGCUAAUCAAGAAAGGUAUUAUCCUGAAUUUUCUCAGCGGUAUUUCUAAUGUAAGACAUAUGAUCAUCUCUCAGCCUACUCUACAGGCCCUCUCUCCUUACUUAGAACAAGGACCGAUUUUCAAAUUUCGGAACUUAUCUCGUUUGGAGGCUUCGUUCUGCACAGUCUUAUUACAAGUGCUGCCAAAUUUUCUUUACAGUUUCCCGAAUUUGAAACACCUCACAUUGUACCUUGUUUAUUUGGAGGACUUACAGCCACAUGAUCUUGAACUUAUCAUUGUGCCUUGGUGCUUACUGUUUAAUCUCGAGUUUUUUGAGAUUAAAGAAGUGAUCACGGUAAAGAAAGUCGGGACGAAAAGAGGGAGGAACGGCCAGAGAAAUGUAUUGAAACACAAGAAGAUGAUUUGGAUUGAAACAGUGAGGUACAUUCUUGAGAAUUCAUUAGUACUCAAGAAACUCAUUUUGUGUUUCUCUCCUAUAACCAACAAAGCCUUAGAUAUCUCAAACGAGCUUCUUACAUUCAAGAAACGUUCUGAAAGAUGUGAAAUCUUCAUUCGUUUGACAUCUCGUUGA
Thlaspi arvense is the source of this 810-nucleotide messenger RNA. Lineage: Eukaryota; Viridiplantae; Streptophyta; Magnoliopsida; Brassicales; Brassicaceae. The record is from the annotation of a GenBank genome assembly.